UUUUUUCCUUGUCUAAUUAUUGACGUUGUCAUCCUCUUUUGACAUUUAUCAUUUCUCGUACAAUUAUUCUACCGAGGGGUGUGUAUCUAUCGAAAAACUAAAACUAAUUCACAAUUAUUUGUCGUUAAUACUCAAUAAAAUGAAUAAAAUGGACGGUUUCGGUGACAACUUUACUGGUAAUGAUGUCGAAGUUGAUCCAGCAGCUGAAUUCCUAGCUCGGGAGCAAGACCAGUUGGCUGGUCUCGAAGAUGAUAUUCCACCAGUUGCUAUGACUACAUCUGUACCAAUAAUUUCAGCUACUGAAGAUGAUUUAUCUGGUAACUUUGAAAAUAUGACAGUCGAAUCCGGUGGAAAUGGUACUACUACCGGUAGCUUCGAGAUGAUUAAUACUAUUGAUCAACCUACUGAAUCAGUUUCAACGCCAGAACCUGUUGUCGCGAAAGAAGAACCUGAAAAAAUAAAAAAAUGGCGCGAGGAACAAGCUCAAAGACUUGAAGAAAAAGAUGCUGAGGAAGAAAAAAAGAAAGAAGAAUGGAAGAAAGCUGCCAAGAAAGAACUCGAGGAAUGGUACAAACAUCAUGCUGAAACAACUAGUAAAACUAAAGCAACUAACAGAAACGCUGAAAAACAAUUCGUAGCCGAAGCAGGAGAAGUCGAGCCAGGAACCGAGUGGGAGCGUAUCGCGAAACUGUGCGACUUCAACCCAAAAUCGUCGCGGAUAUCCAAAGACGUAUCGCGUAUGCGAUCAAUUAUUUUACAACUUAAACAAACGCCUCCAGCCACUACAUCAAUGAACGCUUAACUUGUUUUAUUAAACAACUCACAAAAACAAUAACAAUAAUUAAAUUAACACUAAAUAUAUAUAUAUAAUCUAAUAUUAAUAAUAAAAAUACGUUCCAUUUUA
This is a messenger RNA of Cotesia glomerata, 904 nucleotides long. RefSeq names its product clathrin light chain (gene Clc). Gene Ontology annotation, cellular component: clathrin coat of coated pit; postsynaptic endocytic zone cytoplasmic component; plasma membrane. Gene Ontology annotation, biological process: clathrin coat assembly; intracellular protein transport; clathrin-dependent endocytosis. The transcript is spliced from 6 exons. Bases 140 to 802 code for a protein of 220 amino acids. Gene Ontology annotation, molecular function: clathrin heavy chain binding; structural molecule activity. The record is from RefSeq and is a predicted model, not a curated record. Lineage: Eukaryota; Metazoa; Arthropoda; Insecta; Hymenoptera; Braconidae.